AUGGAAGAAAUACGCUCUAAACAUAAAUCCAUACAAGGCGCUGCCCAUCAUAUUGCCUUUGAGUGUAUACAUCCUCAGCCGGCACAUGGCUCUCCAUACCACGUUCACCCUUAUCCUUCUCCUGUCCGUCUACAGCAUGCAUUCACAGCACAGAACAGCCCAAAAAUGUUCUAUCCAAAGGGGCUUAAACCACAUCGAGAUGGCAGAGCAUUUAUUACACCGACUGAAAGUCCUAUCCUUGGUCGAGCUUUAUGCCUUACACCACGUGGAAGUCCACUUCCAGGACAUGUGUCUCACCUAAAUGAAAAGUUCCAGGACUCUCUUAAUAUUAAUUCAGAUACUGAUGCAUUAGUUGCCAAAAUUAGUGCCAUGUUUCCUACUGUUAGUGAAACUCACAUUAAAAUAUUAUUAAAAAAAUACUAUAAUCGUGAAGCUGUAGUUAUAAGCGCAUUGCAAGUAGAGAAGCAUCCAAUAACCACGCCAGGGCCCUUCAGCAUGUCACCAUCAAUGUCACGCCUUCAAAAAAGCGCUGUCGGUGUUUAUUCUGCCAUGCAGUUUGCUAAAGGGGGAUCAUCUAUACAAGGAUCGAGUCAUUUAACCCCACUCACUGGAACACCUCAAGGGUCUCCUCUUUUCUUACGACCGGCGUCAGGUGCCUCAAGCUAUAUGGGUAUGGCCAAGGCUGUCGACGGCCAAACAAAACACCAAUCUCCAAAGAUGAAAUUGAAGUACAUUAAAAGUAUAUUCCCGAAAGCAGAAGAGACAUUGAUUUUAGACGUACUAGCAAAUAAAGAUAACAAUGUACAAAAAGCUAGCGAAGAACUGAUUGGCAUGGGGUUUGCUAAGAAAGAAACUAUAAUGAACCAACAGAAAAAGAAAGAGAAAGAAACGCCACAACCAGCAAAAAAAGUAACGAUAUUGAAAACGCUAGAAGAAAAAAAUGAGUUAAAACAAAAACUGCAGAAGAAAUAUAACACGGUUGCAGAACGUGUAAUAUCAAUUGCUUUAGAGAGCGUAGACUUCAAUGAGGAAAGAGCUGAGCAAAUUCUUAGUGCCGUUGUUCAAGAGGAGGAAGCACCGAAAGUUACAAAAACCAUGGAAGUUAAAGAAACACGGCGGCCACAAGCGGUAGAAAUUUCAAAAGGAGCGUGCGUUGACGCGGAGCAGCAGCCGUGCCGCCCGCCCCCGGCGCCCGCCACACGCCGCCUCAAGAUCUGGACCGAGCACCUGAAACCGAUUUUAAAAGCGAGCACCAGUGUGGAACCGAAAUAUAAAUCUCAACAUCGCGUACAGAGUAAUGGCCCUAAUCCUUCAAUCAGACAAGGUCCCAAGGAUAGUCUUCUUCUCGAGGAUUAUAUAGUAUGGAAUGGAGCUAAUCCCGAUUUGCGUAGCGGAAACGCAGUGAAGCCCGAAGGACCAGAACAUCGCGAAAAAAAGUUUACACUAGCCCGCGGUCCUUCAGGACUUGCAAAGGGACCCGCCGGUAUUGCCAAGGGUUCUUUAUAUCAGAAGUUUGCUAAAAAGUCGACUAAAAUGUAA
Parnassius mnemosyne (clouded apollo) is the source of this 1539-nucleotide messenger RNA. The record is from the annotation of a GenBank genome assembly. Lineage: Eukaryota; Metazoa; Arthropoda; Insecta; Lepidoptera; Papilionidae.